AUGGCUGCAGUCGGAAAACCAACAACAACUGCUGUGGCGGGAACGCAGCAGCAGCAGCAGCAGCAGCAGACCAUCUCCUCGACGGUUUCAACUUCCACUGCUGUUACUAACUCUACGGCGGCCAGUUCCAUUGCCUUGACUCGUCUGGCGGAGGAGCGCAAAGCCUGGCGCAAGGAUCAUCCUUUUGGCUUCUUCGCCAAGCCAGUUAAGAAGCCCGAUGGCACUUUUGAUCUCAUGGAGUGGGAGUGCGCCAUUCCCGGCAAAGCAAACACUCUCUGGGCGGGCGGCCUCUUCAAGCUGAAGAUGUUCUUCAAGAAUGAGUACCCCAGUGCGCCCCCGAAGUGCCGCUUCGAUCCGCCCAUCUUCCACCCGAACGUCUAUCCCUCGGGCACCGUCUGCCUGUCGCUGCUGGACGAGGAGAAGGACUGGCGCCCGGCCCUCACCAUCAAGCAGGUCCUGCUCGGCAUUCAGGAGCUCCUCACGGAGCCCAACGCCCGCGACCCGGCCCAGGCGGAGGCGUACGCCGUCUUCUGCAACGACCGAAACGAGUACGAACGCCGCGUGAAGGAGCAAGCCAAGCGGAUGGCCGUCAAGCUGUAA
This is a messenger RNA of Rhagoletis zephyria (snowberry fruit fly), 600 nucleotides long. NCBI's taxonomy places the organism in Eukaryota, Metazoa, Arthropoda, Insecta, Diptera, Tephritidae. The record is from RefSeq and is a predicted model, not a curated record.